AUGGUUGCAAAACUGAAGCAGAACUUACUAUUGGCAUGUCUGGUGAUUAGUUCUGUGACUGUGUUUUACUUGGGCCAACACGCCAUGGAAUGCCAUCACCGAAUAGAGGAACGUAGUCAACCUCUCAAAUUGGAAAGCACAAAGACGACUGUGCGAAUUGGCCUGGACAUCAAAGCCAACAAAUCCUUUGCCUAUCACAAAGAUAUGCCUUUAAUUUUUAUUGGAGGUGUGCCUCGGAGCGGAACCACACUCAUGAGGGCGAUGUUAGAUGCACAUCCUGAUGUUCGCUGUGGAGAGGAAACCAGGGUCAUCCCUCGAAUCCUGGCCCUGAAGCAGAUGUGGUCACGGUCGAGUAAAGAGAAAAUACGCUUGGAUGAGGCUGGUGUCACCGAUGAAGUGCUGGAUUCUGCCAUGCAAGCCUUCUUACUGGAAAUCAUUGUUAAGCACGGAGAGCCAGCUCCUUAUUUAUGUAAUAAAGAUCCCUUUGCCCUGAAGUCCUUAACUUACCUUGCUAGAUUAUUUCCCAAUGCCAAAUUUCUCCUGAUGGUCCGAGAUGGCCGGGCGUCAGUACAUUCAAUGAUUUCUCGAAAAGUUACAAUAGCCGGGUUUGACCUGAACAGCUACAGGGACUGUUUGACCAAGUGGAAUCGUGCCAUAGAAACCAUGUAUAACCAGUGUAUGGAGGUUGGCUAUAAAAAAUGCAUGUUAGUUCACUAUGAACAACUUGUCUUACAUCCUGAACGGUGGAUGCGAACACUCUUAAAGUUCCUCCAUAUUCCAUGGAACCACUCAGUAUUACACCAUGAAGAGAUGAUUGGGAAAGCUGGUGGAGUAUCUCUGUCAAAAGUGGAGAGAUCAACAGAUCAAGUCAUCAAGCCAGUCAAUGUGGCAGCUCUAUCAAAAUGGGUUGGGAAAAUACCUCCAGAUGUUUUACAAGACAUGGCAGUGAUUGCACCCAUGCUUUCCAAACUUGGCUACGACCCAUAUGCCAAUCCACCCAACUAUGGAAAACCUGAUCCCAAAAUCCUUGAAAACACUAGGAGGGUCUAUAAAGGAGAAUUUCAGUUACCUGAAUUUCUUAAAGAAAAACCUCAGGCUGAGCAAGUGGAGUAG
Messenger RNA from Pipistrellus nathusii (Nathusius's pipistrelle), 1113 nucleotides. Lineage: Eukaryota; Metazoa; Chordata; Mammalia; Chiroptera; Vespertilionidae. The record is from the annotation of a GenBank genome assembly.